AUGACCACCAAGUCUACUCCCAAAGACCUCAUUGACUCGUUUCCGCACAGCAAACUCACACCGAUUGCUACCGCGACAACCAAACCCGAUUACUUGUCGCUCCAUCAGCUUCAGUAUGAAAUCAACGACAAUGCGGAGACCCUUUCCUCCACUCUUGGAGACGGCCAACACGGUCACCUUUUUCUCGUAAUUUCCGAACCCGAGUACCUCGCAAUGACCGACGGCGUUCCAUGCAUUCCUCCUGUGCAGCCGCCUUUCGACCCAGUUCAUGCUGCCAACGCCACCGCUCCUCAAAUUGUCGAAGCUAACCGUCAGAACGACAAACGUCAAAAGCUUUUUGACCUUUACCACAACGCCAUUAAAGCGUUUCGCAAUCAACUCCUUGAAGCCAUUCCCAUCGAAUACAUUGAAUCUCUCGGUCACCCUACCCGAGGCUUUAACAAAGUCUCUCCCCUCGAAAUCCUCUCUCAUCUCUGGGAAAAUUUUGGUAAAAUUCAGGCUUCGGAUCUCAUUGCUAACGACGAACGCAUGAAAGCCGCCUGGCAUCCACCAACACCUAUCCAGCAACUUUUCCAGCAGCUUGAAAAAGGCAAUCAGUUUAUCAUCGCGUCUGGCCAAGUCAUGGACGAACGUAUUAUCGCUCGCAUCGGCUACCAGAUCAUCGAAAAAACCGGACUCUUUGAUCUUGCUUCUCGCGACUGGCGUUAUAAAGAUGAAGCCGAUAAAACUUUGGCAAAUUUCAAAAAACAUUUCCAGAAGGCCAACAAGGAUCUCGCCCUCACCGCCACCAGCAGCUCUGCGGGUUACCACACCGCAAAUCAGAGUACUGUCACCAAGGGAAAAUUGUAUUGCUGGACCCACGGCAUCGUUCACAACACAAAGCACACCAGUGCGACAUGUGAAAAACAGGCCCUGGGGCACAAAACCGGCGCUACAUUGCACGACAAACAAGGCGGGUCGACUAAGACCUAUCAAUACACGCCACCGUCUUCAGUUGCACCAAACACUCCUCCGUUAGCUUCCUCCCCGCCAUUUUUCCCUCCCGACGCCAUUGCAGACACUGGCUGUACCGGACAUUUUUUGAGCACCAACAUUGCUCACAUACAUUGCCAACCGACGGUCCCCGGCAUCAACGUGGUCCUCCCUGAUGGUCGCACAAUCACUUCGAGUCAUAUCACCGAACUCAACAUUCCCUCGCUUCCUCCGGCAGCUCGUACCGCCCAUAUCUUUCCCGGUCUCUCGAAUGGAUCCCUCAUUUCCAUCGGCCAACUUUGUGACCACGGCUGUACCGCCACGUUCACAUCUGACACAGUCCGCAUUGAGCUCAAUAACACUGUCGUUCUCCGCGGCGGCCGUUCUCCCUACACCCGAUUGUGGACCCUCGACUCCCCUGUAACGCCCAAUCCGCCCGCCACUGAAUUGCAUGCGCCUGUGCACGACAAAAAUUUUGCGAAUCACCUCGGAGACCACUCAGGGACCCUUGCCGACCGCAUUGCCUUUGUUCAUGCAUCCUUAUUCUCACCACAACUUUCAACAUGGUGCAAGGCCAUUGACGAAGGCCGCCUCACAACCUUUCCGGACAUCACGUCUGCACAGGUAAAACGGCACCCCCCACAGUCCGUCCCUAUGGUCAAGGGACACCUUGACCAGCAACGGUCCAACCUACGCUCAACCAAGCCCAAGGUCACCCUGUCUGCCUCUGUUGAUCCUGAUGACAUCAAUUUCGACACCAAUCCCGUCGUACAAGACCCUCCAGCCGCCAGGACGCAGUUUUUGUACGCCGAUUUCGCCGAAGUCACCGGAAAAAUUUUUACUGACCCUACCGGCCGCUUUGUUACCACUUCAAGCUCCGGUAAUGCAUACAUGCUAGUGGUUUAUGACUACGAUAGCAAUUUUAUUCAUGUCGAAGCCAUGAAGAACCGCACCGGUCCCGAGAUUUUGAGCGCCUACAAGCGUGCUCACGCCAUGCUAUCCUCCAAAGGUUUGCGCCCCCAACUCCAACACUUAGACAACGAAGCCUCCACUGCGUUACAACAAUUCAUGUCCUCUGUUGACAUUGAUUUUCAAUUAGCUCCUCCGCACGUGCACCGUCGGAACGCCGCCGAACGGGCAAUCCGCACGUUCAAAAACCACUUCAUUGCAGGUUUGUGCAGCACCGACAAGAACUUUCCGCUUCACCUUUGGGAUCACUUACUCCCACAAGCCAUCAUGACUCUCAACCUUCUUCGAGGGUCUCGUAUCAACCCAAAUCUGUCGUCCUGGGCCCAACUCCAUGGCUCGUUCGACUACAAUUGUACCCCUUUGGCUCCCCCGGGCAUCCGCGUACUUGUACACGAAAAACCGACAAUUCGCAGAACCUGGGCCCCCCACGCAGCCGACGGCUGGUACGUUGGUCCCGCCAUGAACCAUUACCGAUGUUAUCGCGUCUGGAUCAGGGAGACCACCAGCGAACGCAUUUCUGACACCCUGACAUGGUUUCCCAGCCAAGUCAAAAUGCCCAGCACCUCGUCUCGCGACACAAUUGUCGCCGCUGCUCACGAUCUUGCCCAUGCUCUGGCACAUCCAUCUCCCACGUCCCCCUUGUCGCCUCUUUCGGUCCACGAACGCGAAGCCCUCUCGCAACUUUCAGAUAUUUUUUCGAAAGCCGCUAACCCAGUUGACUCAUCCCUCCCAGUUGCUCCCACGGCAACCCUAAGGCCGCUCGAAAACUGA
Phaeodactylum tricornutum CCAP 1055/1 is the source of this 2712-nucleotide messenger RNA. RefSeq lists its product with no specific name. The record is from RefSeq and is a predicted model, not a curated record. Lineage: Eukaryota; Bacillariophyta; Bacillariophyceae; Surirellales; Neidiaceae. The transcript is spliced from 3 exons. Gene Ontology annotation, molecular function: nucleic acid binding. Gene Ontology annotation, biological process: DNA integration. The coding region runs from base 1 to 2712 and encodes 903 amino acids.